GCACCGCCGCGACGGGGCGGCUGCCCGCCCGCCCGCACAUGCCCCCCUGCGCGCCGCGCCGCCUGCCCGCAGUCCCCCCGCGCCGGUAGUGAGAGGCAGGGGGAAGCGCCCCCUCCUCUCUCUCCCCUCCCCGCCCCGAGCGCGCACCGCUGGCCGGGAGCAACCGCUCCCCCGGCAGCCCCGCCGCCCCCAUGAUGACCGCCAAGGCGGUGGACAAGAUCCCGGUGACCCUCGGCGGGUUUGUGCACCAGCUCCCCGAGGGCAUUUACCCCACGGAUGACAUCUCCGCCGCGCUGCCAACUUCGGUCGCGAUCUUCCCCAAUGCCGACCUGGCAGGGCCGUUUGACCAGAUGAGCGGUGUGGCAGGAGACGGCAUGAUCAACGUGGAUAUGGGCGACAAGCGGACCCUGGACCUGCCCUACGGCGGAGGCUUCGCGCCCAACGCCCCGGCCUCCCGCAACCAGACCUUCACCUACAUGGGCAAAUUCUCCAUUGACCCGCAGUACCCCGGCGCCGGCUGCUACCCCGAGGGCAUCAUCAACAUCGUGAGCGCGGGGAUCCUUCAGGGGGUCAGCACGCCCUCCUCCUCCUCCGCCGCCUCCUCCGCCGCCGCCUCCUCCGCCGCCUCCUCGGCCACCGCUGCCUCCGCCGCCUCCGCCGCCUCCGCUGCCUCCCCCAACCCGCUGGCCGGGGCCCUCGGCUGCACCAUGGCGCAGGGCCAGCCGCCCGACCUGGAACACCUCUAUUCGCCGCCGCCGCCGCCCUACUCGGGCUGCGGCGACCUGUACCCGCAAGACCCCUCCUCAGCCUUCCUGCCGGCCGCCGGUGGCGGGGCGCUGCCUUUCCCCCCGCCGCCCUCCUACCCCUCCCCGAAGGCGGCGGCGGCCGACAGCGGGCUCUUCACCAUGAUCCCCGAGUACGGCGGCUUCUUCCCGCCGCCCCAGUGCCAACGGGAGCUGCACGCCGGCCCCGACCGCAAGCCCUUCCCCUGCCCCCUCGACUCGCUCCGCGUCCCGCCGCCGCUCACGCCGCUCUCCACCAUCCGCAACUUCACGAUGGGGGCGCCCCCGGCGGGCGCCGCCCCCGGCAGUGCUCCCGGCAGCGGCGGGGGCGAGGGCGCGGGCGCCCGGCUGCCCGCCGGCGCCUACAGCCCGCACCACCUGCCGCUGCGGCCCAUCCUGCGGCCCCGCAAGUACCCCAACCGGCCCAGCAAGACACCGGUUCACGAGCGGCCCUACCCCUGCCCCGCCGAGGGCUGCGACCGCCGCUUCUCCCGCUCCGACGAGCUCACUCGGCACAUCCGCAUCCACACGGGCCACAAGCCCUUCCAGUGCCGCAUAUGCAUGCGGAACUUCAGCCGCAGCGACCACCUCACCACCCACAUCCGCACGCACACCGGCGAGAAGCCUUUCGCCUGCGACUUCUGCGGCAGGAAGUUCGCCCGCUCCGACGAGAGGAAGCGGCACACCAAGAUCCACCUGCGCCAGAAGGAGCGGAAAGGAGCCGCCGCCGCCGGCGGGUGCCCGCAGCCUGGCGGCGGGAGCGGCGCUGCCACCCUGGCCCCCUGCGCGGCGCGGACGCGGACGCCCUGAGGGAGCGGGGCGCGCAGGACCGAGCGCUGAGGCGCGGAGCCGCCGAGCCGCCGAGCCGGGGAGCCACAGCCGAGCGCGGCGGGGCGCGGAGCGGAGCCCUGAGGGGCGCGAUCAGCACCCGGCGGCGCCGCGGGCUCCUCCGGACCGGGUCGGGCCGGGCCGGGCCGGGCGGGGCGGCCGGCCGGCGGGUGUACAUAGGGGCUGCGGCGGGAGGAUGGAUGGAUGCAUGCAGUGCCGUCGUGGUGAGGUGUCCUUGGUGCCUUGUGUGGUGUAGAGCCCGGUCCCCUGUCUGCAUGUGGGGGGUGCCUUACCGAUCCGCUCCGACGACAGCGGCGACACCGAGACCGGAAAGUUUGCCCUCCCUGGUUUUAGUAUGGCUGUACAUUUCUGCCUAUUAAUAUUGGGAUUCUUUUUUCUUUUUUUUUUUUUUUUUUUAGAGACUAUAUUUUUGUACGCACUGGUUUAGGGUUUUGGUUUUGGUGACUUAAAAGUGUUACGUUUGUAGUAGGACUUGGGAUGGAUGUAAAUACUCUGGCUGGAACCGACGCCCGUUGUUCGCCGGGUCCGGCGCGCAGCAGGUAACACGAAUGAUGCACAACCACUAACGGAGGCUGGAAGGAGAGAGGAUUUCUUUCCGGCCGCUCUGUAAAUAAACUUUUCGACAAUAGGGUAGGUGCUUACAACGUUUAUAAAAGACAACAAAUAAAUCUCUUAAUUAUGCUAAA
Pezoporus occidentalis (night parrot) is the source of this 2317-nucleotide messenger RNA. It is a transcript of the gene EGR2, whose product is annotated as early growth response 2. The coding region runs from base 192 to 1592 and encodes 466 amino acids. The record is from RefSeq and is a predicted model, not a curated record. NCBI's taxonomy places the organism in Eukaryota, Metazoa, Chordata, Aves, Psittaciformes, Psittacidae. Gene Ontology annotation, biological process: regulation of transcription by RNA polymerase II. The transcript has 2 exons. Gene Ontology annotation, molecular function: DNA-binding transcription factor activity, RNA polymerase II-specific; RNA polymerase II cis-regulatory region sequence-specific DNA binding.